Messenger RNA from Perca flavescens (yellow perch), 2292 nucleotides. Its product is annotated as synaptotagmin-2. The transcript has 8 exons. Gene Ontology annotation, molecular function: phosphatidylserine binding; clathrin binding; SNARE binding. Gene Ontology annotation, biological process: synaptic vesicle endocytosis; calcium ion-regulated exocytosis of neurotransmitter. Bases 1 to 1299 code for a protein of 432 amino acids. Gene Ontology annotation, cellular component: dense core granule; plasma membrane; axon. NCBI's taxonomy places the organism in Eukaryota, Metazoa, Chordata, Actinopteri, Perciformes, Percidae. The record is from RefSeq and is a predicted model, not a curated record.
AUGAAGUUCAACUUGUUCAGGCCACAGGCCGUGGCGGCCGCUGAGCCCACCGGUGUCACCACCGUAACCAUGGCUCCCACUCCGGCUGUCAUCUCCACCUCGGUGCCAGACACCUCUGGCUCCAACAACACAGAGAUCAGCAAGAACGACAUGUUUGAGGAGAUCAAGAGCAAAUUUUUGAAUGAAAUUGAUAAAAUCCCGUUGCCGCCUUGGGCUUUGAUCGCCAUCGCUGUGGUGGCCGCGUUGCUCAUCCUCACCUGCUGCUUCUGCAUAAUCAAAAAAUGCUGCUGCAAGAAGAAGAAGAACAAGAAAGGGAAGAAGGGCAAGGAUGGCUUCAACAUGAAGAACAUGCAGGGCGAGAUACACCAGGAUGACGAGGAUGAUGAUGAGGGAGAGACCGGACUGACGGAGGAGGAGAAAGAGGAAGAGGAGAAAGAAGAAGAGAAACUGGGGAAGCUGCAAUAUUCUAUAGAUUAUGACUUUGAAAAUGCAAAGCUCACAGUUGGCAUCCUUCAAGCUGCAGAUCUCAUAUCCAUGGACUCAGGUGGAACCUCCGAUCCUUACGUGAAAGUCCAGCUUCUGCCUGAGAAGAAGAAGAAGUAUGACACCAAAGUCCACAAGAAAACACUGAACCCUGUCUUCAAUGAGACAUUUGUAUUCAAGGUGCCCUACGAGGAGCUCGGUGGGAAGACUCUGUCGAUGUCUGUUUAUGACUACGAUCGAUUUUCCAAACAUGACGUCAUUGGAGAGGUGAAGAUUCCCAUGAACACCAUCGACCUCGGAAGGCCGAUUGAGGAGUGGAAGGAUCUGGAAAGCGCAGAUCAAGAAGAGCCUGAGAAACUCGGAGACAUCUGCAUCUCCCUCCGUUACGUCCCCACCGCCGGGAAACUCACCGUCUGCAUCCUGGAGGCAAAGAACCUGAAGAAGAUGGACGCCUGUGGAUUAUCUGAUCCAUAUGUGAAGAUCCAGCUGCUGCAGGGGGGUAAGCGUCUGAAGAAAAAGAAGACUACAGUGAAGAAGAACACCCUCAACCCAUACUAUAAUGAAUCCUUCAGCUUUGAAAUCCCCCUUGAACAGAUGCAGAAAAUCUUGGUGGCGGUCACGGUGUUUGAUUAUGACAAGAUCGGUAAGAAUGACGCCAUCGGAAAGAUCUUCGUGGGCAGUAAGGCGAGUGGCCUAGGUCUGAAGCACUGGUCCGACAUGCUGGCUAAUCCCCGCCGCCCCAUUGCCCAGUGGCAUCCAUUGCAGCCAGAGGAGGAUAUCGAUGGUCAGCUAGCAUCAUUGAACGCAAAGAAGUAACGUGCUCCCCAACCAGCUAAUGUACUAACUCAGAGUUCCAACCCCCACCCCUACUUUGCAUGAAACCCAUGACUUAACACAUGACGACUCGUCAUGAAACCUGCUCAGCAAAAAAGAGACAUCUUAGAAUAUCCGCUCAUUCAUGGUUAAGUCGGAAAAAAAAAACUCUUUUUAAGCAUCACAUUUCACACAUUAGUGUAUGCUGAGAAGAGUGGCGUUGAGUUAUCGGGUGACUGGUUCAUGAACGAUCGACUGUUGGUCCUUCUUUCAUUUGAAGAAACUUAGAAACUGAUUCUUAGGGUGCUGACACUGAACGAAAGUCUUGGUGAAGACAAUGCUGGAAAUAAAGCUUUAGUUUAGUUUAUAGAGCAUGCUUUACUUACCUCCCCACUGCUCUGCAUACACCACGCCCAGUAUUGUAUCUUGCUAAUAAGUGUGCUUUAACUUGCAAUAGAAAGUAUUGUAGUAUUGGGUUAUUUCCUGCAUAGUCUGUUUUAGUCUAUUAAUGCAAAAAUAUUUAAUUGAGAAUGAAUGAGGUCAAGAUCACUGAAUGCAGAGAUCCAUGUUGCAAUAUAUUUUUAAGAUAAAUCUGCAUGAAUGAUUGUCUUCAUUUUAUCAGCUCACAUUUGAGAGGGAUAUACAAACAGUAGCCUACAUAACACAGUACGGAGCAGCUGUCUGAUCUGAGUUGCUUUUUUUGCGUUGCCAUGAAGGCGCGUCUAUGCAUUUAGGUCCAACGCACAUCUCUGUGUGUUCAGACAGAUCUAAUGUAGGACAGGAAUACAAGGGUGCCUUUCCUGAUAUGACACUUUGAGAAAUAAAGUUAGCUUCAUUCUUUUAUUUCAAUAGGAAACUUUUGAAAAUCAUUCAGAUGUAGUCUGGGACACUGUGAAUGUGCCAUCUGGAAUCUGUCUUGAGCUGGGUUGACCACUUGGAUGUAAAACCUUACUUAUCAGAUGACAAAGUAAGGAUAUGAAAAGGCUUAUCAAUGAU